Molecule: messenger RNA, 867 nt
Organism: Bipolaris oryzae ATCC 44560
Lineage: Eukaryota; Fungi; Ascomycota; Dothideomycetes; Pleosporales; Pleosporaceae
Exons: 1
Coding region: 1-867 (288 amino acids)
Source: RefSeq, a predicted model, not a curated record
AUGUGUUGGGUCACCCUCACCCCGUCCAGAGGCAAGAAGAAAGGCUACCAGUCUACCUCGGAUUCCUCUUGUGUGGAGGACAUCGUUCGCGUACAUCGUAACCCGGCGUCUCCACGCUUGACCAACGUGCGUAUCAAGGCACCUAGUGUGGACGUCGAGGUAGACGAGAAACUCACUCACGCACAUGCCUAUCCUCACUUGCAGCAUCACCACCGACACCCGCAUCUCCAUCCACUACACAUGCACCCUAUACACGGCGAGCACCAUCUUGGCGUCAGCCUAGGUCUCGGCCACCAGCACUACCGUGGCAGCCUCGACAUGUCUGAGACCUGGGACCCCAAGCUACGAGGCCACGGUCGAAAACGAUCAAUCCCGUCACCAUGUCCCCCUCCACCACCUUCAACAUGUCCUCCACCAGAACCCGAACCAGCACCAGCACCAUCACACCCUCCACCACCCUCUUGCUCCCCUUCUUCCUCACCACCUCCUUCAACAUCCCCGGCAGAUACCUCCCCCCUCAUCCCCCCAACCAUCCCCCGCGACCCAAUCUACCACACCCAAAUUAUCCAACCCACCUCCCCCCGCACCCGCAACCCCGGCCCCAGCACCGUCCGCGAAACAACCCGCAUAGCCCUACGCACCAGCACCAGCAACCAGCCGCAGCAACAGCAGCGACACCCCAGAAAUAAUCUCCGCAGAGUAGCCGGCUACCAGGUGCUGGGCCGCCAGGUCCCUUGGGACUGGGAUUGCAUCAGUAGCACCGCUGGCAGCAGUAAUGCGGGGGCAAAGGGUAAGUGGGUAAGGCGGAAGAGUGGGGGAGCGGGACUCGUCUAUCCGCCGUUUGGGGACGCGGAGAAGUGGAUGUGA